GAAAUCAGAGUGAUUCAGGGUGGGAACUUAUAUCAGUGGGCUCUCUUUUCGCCUCUUCCCUCUUUGGCGCAUUCACCGUCGAGCUCAGCCUGCUGUAGUUACCUCCCUGUGGUCCAGAGACUGGGGAAUCCACCUGCCGGAGAGCAGACACACCUCGGGAUGGAUGCCCUGAAAUCAGCCGGCAGAGCGAUUAUCAAGAGCCCGGGAGUUCCGAGGCACACAUGGGGAACUUCAAAGCACGAAAAGCUGCCAGAGAACUGGACGGACACCAAGGAGACCCUGCAGGAUGGGAUGGUGUUCAACGUGAAGUACCUGGGGAUGACUCUGGUGGGCCAGCCCAAAGGAGAGGACAUGGCCUCAGCUGCCAUUCGCAGAAUCGUUACCACGGCCAGGGCCAGUGCCAAGAAGUUUCGGAAAGUAACUUUGACGAUCUCUCCGAAAGGCAUCAUCAUGACGGACACAGAGGCCACGGACCUCAUAGAAAAUGUCUCCAUAUACAGAAUCUCGUACUGCACAGCAGAUAAAACUCAGGAUAAAGUCUUCGCAUAUGUCUCUCAGAGUCAGUUCAACGAGACCCUGGAGUGCCAUGCGUUUCUCUGCCAAAAGAAGAAGAUAGCUCAGGCUGUGACAUUAACUGUAGCGCAGGCUUUUAAAGUAGCGCUUGAUCUUUGGGAGAUUGCUCAGGAAGACAAAAGCAAGAAAGCCAGGACUUGCUGUUCUUGUGCAGCCAGCAAAGGGCAGACGGAGACAGCAGGCCCUCAGUGUGUUCCAGCUGAGCAACACAAGCCGCUUGUGAUGGAGGAGAAGCUCCGGAGGCCCUUCUUCUCCGCGUCACUCAGCUCGCCCUCGCCUCGCAGUAACCCCACUCGAAGACGACCAAUCAAACACGACUCUUGGGAUGUUGACGAUGGACUCGAUGAUCCGUUUUCAAGCAACAUGGAAGUAGAGGAGAUGGACACCGACUGGCCGAGUCCUGCUCCCAACCCGUCUCUGACCAUGCAGAUCUGAGUCCCUGGGAAGUUUACAACCACAAUUUGUUAACCAUCUGCAACAAUGAAUUUGAAUAACUGGCAAAAGCUGCCCAAUGUACAGCACCACCGAAAAAUGACAGUGAAAUCAGACCCCUCAGGCCUAGAGACCAACAACAAACCCGAAACAGACAAAACCAUAUCACGCUUCCCGGUGCACAACCCGUUUGAUUUCCUCUGGCUGCUGCAGAGAGGGCAGAAUGGAUACCUUGAUAUUAGAAACUGCUCUGUCUGAAUGUGUGCCAGUACACACUCCACUCGGACAUAUUCAGCCAUACUCUUACUGCUCGAUGAAAGGCACAACGUGCAACACAGCACUGCAAGAUGAGUCAUCACACAGACGGAAGAGAUGCAUACCAAGAAUGGAGUCUCUUUAUAUUCCAAAUAUGUAAAAACAAACUAUGUGUACAUACAAUGAGACUGUCACCUCUUUCUGAAAUGUGAAAUGUCAUGUAAAGACAAAGAAGCAUCUAGGACCCACCUUGGAAAUGACAAUAUUUGAAAGAAGCAUACACGUGAUGUUUAGAGAAUGGGGUACAAUGUUUAUUGCCAACAAAUCCAAAUGUAAAUGUUUAUUUUAAGGCCCAAAAGUCCCUAAAUAAGUACUGCCUACUUUCUGUAUCCAAUGUUACGUUAACCUCGUUGACGACAGCAUUCAUUUUCAUGUUUUCAUCCACCAGGUGCCCUGUGCCCAAAACUUAACAGGAAUUGGGUAUUUUGAUAACAAAGCGAACAAUCACCAUGGAAACUGAGUAACUUAAUGUUCUUAAGAAGGCCACCAGAUGUUGAUAAAAGCUUUGGAAGCUCAGGAGUGAAGCUUCAAACUCAAGCAAACAAAUCAACCAAAUUCAGAUAAAAAUGUAAGCAGCAGAGGCAGAGAUUUUCUCACAUGCACUCUCUUUUAUCGGCCAAGCUCCAAUAACAAUGGAUUCUACAUUUCCCAUAAACCCAUUGACAACUUGAAGGAAUAUUGUAUUAGACAUCCACAUAUUCCAAACUCAACUCCACUGAUUUGUGAAAAUAAGAAAGUAGAUAACUCUGAUUACAUAUUAUGACAUCAUCAGGUUACUUUUGCUGUAUAUUAAACCACACGACACAACAUACAGCAGUUUCCACAGACUCGGCUAUUCAUAACAAGCAAACUGCCAUGCCCCUUUUAGAGAACCACAUCUUUGUCUGAUUUAGAAAUAUUAAAUACAUUUAAAAAUACACAUAGGAUGACCCUCCUUUUGUGAGAAAUGUGUAUGAUUCAGUAAUCAAAUUGAGUAACCCUUGUGCUGCUGUAUGUGAACAAUGUUAAUAGAUAGUGUUUGCAAAUAUCACAAUCUUGUGCCACUCAAAUCAACAGCAGACAUCUCUCACAGACACCGACUGACAUUCCUCUAACACUCUACUUCAAUGCUGUCUUAUAUAAAUAUGACUUUUAUAAUGUAAGGAAUACAUACAUUACAUACAGCCACUGUACAUAAAGAUGGUGUUACAGAAUAGCGAUGAUUGGAGGUUCUGAGGACGAGUGUAUGGCGAGGCCAACUAUUUCCAUAUGCUGUAUUUUUUCAAUGUCAGAGUAAUUUAUGUAAGCAUAUUGUAUCAUCACAAAGGAAGUAGGAUGAAUAGAUUCAGGGCUUCACACAUGUUGUUUUCAAAAGGUAAUUAUCACUCGUGUUGUUGCUUGUAUGUUUUGCAUUAGAUUAGACAAUUUAUACAAAUGUAAUCACAUGUGUUUCUUUUUAUCACUGCAGGAAUAUUUUUUAAAUAUAGUCCUUCUCUCAAAGUAAUCACCUGUUGCAUUGAUCGGCACAGUUCACAUCUGCCUCUGUUCACUGUAAUCUGUGCCACACAACACGUCUUUUGUCCCAAACCUCAUCAUAGAACAAUUAUUGCCCUCCUGAGACGCGGCAAAUUAUUUGUAUCCGCUGCUUGGAUGACGUUUUGCUGUCGAGAGGGUAUUAUAUUGUGCCCCAGCCUGGCUGAAGUGGUCCUUCUCUCUGUAUUCAGGGCAUCAGCACUGUUGUCAUGACACCCGCUGCAGAAUAAUUGGAUGGCUUAUCAGGUUACGCCAUGAAGCUUAAUUGCAUUGUUUCAUUCCUGACUGGCUGAAAUGCAGCCUCCAAUGUAUCUUUAAAAAAAAAGAACUCCAAAUCAUAUGAUAAAUAACCUCAGUACUGACUAAAAAAUGCAGCAUCGUUAUUUCACCUUACAGUUGAACAUCUUUCCUCUUGAGUGGAAGUGAUUUUUCCAACACUGACUUCACUCAUUGAUUAACGUGUGGCUGGUUUCGGUUUCUGCUGAUUCAAUGCUUUUGAGUGAUAUUCGCAAAUGGGCUGUUGUCCAGCACCCUUCGGACACGGAAAUGGUUUCCAAUAACGACAUAAAACAGUACAAGUUUUGAGAAAAAAUGCUUCAUUAGCCAAUGCAGAGACCUUUGUUAUAACUAUUGAAUAUACCCAGUCAUUUUGAUUGACUUUAAAACAAAAAAAUGAUUUUACUUUGAAGGGAAGUCCCUUUGGGCUUUUUCUUUUAGUAGAUUCAUCUCUAUAAAUUGUAUUUUGGCAAAACUUGAUCUGCCUGAUUUAAGAGUUUUAUUUCCUGUGUCUAGGAUUCUGUAGCUCACUUAUCCCCUGUGAAUCUUGAAUGGAUGCGGUGCUCUGGCACAGCCGAGCACUUUCCAUGCGUGAGGGGAGGAGGGGGCGGGUAUCACAUGCCAAUUUGAGUCGGGGGUGCUCUGAAUACAGAUCAGUCCGCGAGGGUUUGAGGUCAGAAAACAUUUGAGGCUUUCAGAGUUUUUCAGAUAUUGUUGCCCAAAAUAAGCAUGAUGUUUACAAGAUGGGUUUACUUUUCAAAUAUGGUGCUUAUUUUCUAUCUAUGCAAUUAGUGGGUUUCCAACAGUGUUUUGAUCAUAAUAGCAAUGUGUGUAUAAACCACAAGCAGUUGAUAAAAACUGUGUAAAAAAGGUGUACAGCAUUUGGAAACUGUUAUGGUUUGUUACAUAUUUAUGCAUAAUAAAAGACUUUGUACAAACAUUUAA
This is a messenger RNA of Trematomus bernacchii (emerald rockcod), 4053 nucleotides long. Its product is annotated as low density lipoprotein receptor adapter protein 1. The transcript has 10 exons. The coding region runs from base 160 to 1008 and encodes 282 amino acids. Lineage: Eukaryota; Metazoa; Chordata; Actinopteri; Perciformes; Nototheniidae. The record is from RefSeq and is a predicted model, not a curated record.